AUGUUUCCUCGUUGGUCGGCGCUUCUUCUUGUUCUUCUUUUUGUCUUGUGUAGCUCAGGAGCAAAGGUUGUCACAAUUGAUGUAAACGCAGCCAAGGCUCUCAUUCACACUGGCUCAGUUUAUCUUGAUGUUAGGACGGUGGAAGAGUUCGAGAAGGGGCAUGUGGAUGCAGUUAAUGUCCUUAACAUUCCAUACAUGUUGGAUACACCAAAGGGCAGGGUGAAGAACCCGAACUUUCUUAAGGAGGUUUCAUCGGCUUGCAACAAAGAAGAUCACCUCAUUGUGGGUUGUCAAAGUGGGGUGAGAUCUCUGUAUGCAACUACUGAUCUUCUAGCUGAUGGUUUUAAGAAUGUGAAUGACAUGGGAGGAGGUUAUAUGGGCUGGGUUAAAAACAAGUUGCCAGUGAAGACCCUAUUACCUAAAGAGGAGCUAUAA
Abrus precatorius (Indian licorice) is the source of this 435-nucleotide messenger RNA. RefSeq names its product rhodanese-like domain-containing protein 17. NCBI's taxonomy places the organism in Eukaryota, Viridiplantae, Streptophyta, Magnoliopsida, Fabales, Fabaceae. The transcript is spliced from 5 exons. The record is from RefSeq and is a predicted model, not a curated record. Bases 1 to 435 code for a protein of 144 amino acids. Gene Ontology annotation, molecular function: catalytic activity.